GCUGACUGCUGAGUUCUUUCUUUUUUUUUUUUGAUUGAAAAAUCUUGAAACCUGAUGGUGGAGAAUUUGCUUGUAAUUCGUAUCUAGUAAUUCGAUUGAAUUUUAUUAUAAUUUGUGCCGAUUCGAGUUCAACGUUAGUCUUACGGAUCUUUAUUUACAAAUAAUUACAGAUAAUGAAGUAAGAACUAGAACGUGAUCGUGAACUUGUUUGAUCCGUUACCGGUAGAAUUUGAUCGAUCGCUGACACGCGUGAAUUACUAUUCGUGAUCUCUUGGACGCCGGAUUAUCAUUACUUCGUAAUGCUGAACUGUAAUUCGAACACGUUUAAAAUCUUCAUUGGAAAAAUUCCAGAUAAAACUACCGUUCAGGAUGUUCGACCGUUGUUCGAAGCAUAUGGUAAAGUAGUGGAAUGCUCUCUAGUGAAGAAUUACGGUUUCGUGCAUAUGGAAGAUGCCACCGCCGCGUACGAAGCCAUUAGACAUCUAAACGGUUAUAUCGUGAACGGAGUCGCGAUUACCGUAGAAGAAGGCAGAAGUAGAAAACGCUCUUCUUCAUCUUCGACUAAAAUUUACGUUAGUAAUAUCGCAACCGAUGUCAAAGCUAACGAUAUCAGAACGUUGUUUUCGAAAUACGGUACCGUUGUCGAAUGUGAUCUCGUAAAUAAUUACGGUUUCGUGCAUAUAGAUACGCCAAACAUAUCCGAAUUACUGAAAGAACUGAACGGUUACGAAAUCGGAGGACAACCGUUGAAAGUACAGAUUUCCACGAGUCGUAUCCGACAACGUCCGGGUAUGGGAAACCCUCAACAAUGCUACAAAUGUGGUCUUUCUGGACAUUGGUCCAAAGAAUGUACUCAAUCGCCUCAGGUUACCGCAUCGUCGAACCAAUUUCAGUAUUUGGCCGAUUCGAUUCACGGUGUCGUUACGGGACGAUCUGCUUAUCAACGCGAGUUCUAUCCGCCGCCUCAGACAGCCUUCUUGAGAGAUCGGUACCCAGUACCGGAUAUGAGAGACUAUUACGAACAAUACUGCCAGAAUGCCAUGGGACAGUACGAAAAUUACGCUUUGAUGGCAGCAUCCAGACGUGAUAUUUGCGCCAAUCCUACGAGACCGUCGAAUACCACCGAUUACGGAAUGUUCAGUCGUCGAUCGUCUACUUCGAAUAUUGCUCAUUACGCCCCAAAUUGUACCGCAAAUUUUAGCGAAUACGGUGGAGCUAUUACUUACACGUAUUCCACCGAUCCCUAUUACACUUGCGGUAAUUAUACGUCUGCAGCGGUAACGACGACGCCUGCUGUGAUCACAUCUUACGUCGAUGGAAGAGCAUGCGAAGCUUUCACGUCAACAGAAACAGCUCGUAGCGGUUUUGCCGAAGAUCGACGCCCAGAAAGACGAGAUGGAACAUCUCGUUCUUCUAGUCGUUACACGCCGUAUUAAGCAGCCCGCCAUGUAAUUCGGUUCACGGGAUCGAGUCGUCGGUCGUCUUCGUCAUUGUAUUUAAUUCCGCUCUCUAUAUGUAUUAUUAAUCGGACCAACGCCAAAAAAUCGUAUUAAGUUUGCUUUAUUAUUACUUAGGUGUUUUUUUUUCUCUCUCUCUGUAUGUUUAAUGCGUUAAUAUCGUACAUUUUUCGUAAAGCUAUGAUAAUCCGGUUAAUUUAGCUGAAGAAUGAUUCAAAUUUGGAAAUUCGUCGAAUAAUUUUUUUGGCCAGAAUGUUUUGGAGGGAACUUCUACUUCGUUGAAAUUUUUUUUUUACAUAAUUACAUCGAUCGUAAUUGGAAAAAACAACCAUUGUUAAUCCUCAGACAUCUUACAGGGGGAAACCUUUUGAGCUGGCAUUUAACGAAAGGAACGAAACCAAAUUAAAUCAUAAAAGUAUGUUUUGAAUCCCCCGUGAACAAAAUUUCAAGUCCCAAAGUUCAUUUUUGAAAAUUUUGAAAAUUGGAAAAAAAACUCGUUUUAAGGAGGAUUUUUAAUAUUUUUUAUGAAAUGUACAUUUUUUUAGCAAAGUGAACCAAAAUAUGAAGAAUUUCUUUUAAUGCAACUCCCAAACAUCCACCACUUCUAGUUUUGAGCCAUUCUGGAGCCUCCAGCGAUUUUUCAAUUGUUUUUAGAGAAUUCAGAUCGCUCUGGAAGGGCCAGAAAUUAUCGUCUUUUUUUUUUUUUUUUUUUUUUUUCGUCAAGAGGAAUAUUUUUUUGUGGUUAUAUGUCUAUUGAAUUAAAAAAAAAAUAAACUUAUCCUCAUCAAUUUUACAACUCGACAAGCCCCCCCCCCUCCCCUCCCAAUGAGUUGCAAACAGUGUUUCUCUCUCUCAAAAAAUACAUUUCUUCAACUCUGGGCUUUUUUGAAGAUCAUUGGGAGAGGAGGGGGGUGAUUUUACAUUUUUUCGUUUGGCUUUGUUAAAUUUAAAAGAAUUAUUGAAAAGUGACUCGCCUCAUUUUUUGGAACUUUUUUUUGUUUUCGCUCUUUGAAAAUGUUGUUUUUUAUGUGAAGAAAAAAAUCCUUGAAAAUUCAGCCCCCUCCCCCCCCAGAAAUUUAAAGGAUGUCGAAAUUGAAAAUUUUUGUAUUCAUAUUUUUUCUUCCAUUUUAUUUUAUUCAUUUUUUUUGCUGAUUUUUUCCAAUUUUAUGGACUUGUACGGGACCUAUAACUUUGAUCGGUGCUGGUUGGACAUCUUUUCGCGCGUUUUAGGUGCUUACCGCAAAAUUCCAGAGGUUCCAGCUCAAAAGUAAAUUUUUUAUUAAUUUGUAAAUUCCAGAAAAAGACUAAAAAAUUGAUUUUGAAUUAGAACUACCUAAAACGAUCGAGAGGGUGCUCAAUGAGCACCGACUUCAGUUCAUUUUUAGUUUUUUCAGAGUGCUUGAAAAUUCCUGGAGAAAAUUGAAAAAUCGCUGGAGGCUCCAGAAUGGCCCAAAAUUACCAAUUGCUGAUGUGUUAGAGUUGAAUUGUAAAAAUUACUCGCGUUGGUUCGCUUUUCUCAAAAAACUUCAAAUUUCAUGAAAAAGUUUGAAAAUUGUUCUUGUGACAGCUUUUUAGAAUUUUUAAAAUUUUCAAAAAUUUAAAAAUAGAGGUUAUAAAUCCUGAAAUUUUGGUUUCGGAGGUUUUAGGACAUGCUCUUUCGAUCUAGCUCGGUUUCGUUCAAAUCGAAGAAAGCUAUGAUCGAAAAGUUCCCCUGUUAGUUGAAAAAGGAGGAUGUCGAAUGACAAAAAUAAGAUAUUUUGUAACGUACGAUGUUCCUCCCAAAACAUUUUUCAAUAUUUGAGCAUCAUCAGACGAUGAAAAAAAAAAUAGGAAAGGUUCCAUCCUCUUCCUUUAUGAUGAAGACCUGUUGAUUAUUGUUUUCUUUAUUUUUUUGAUGAUCCUACUCUGAAAAAAUUGAAAAAAAUUUGAAAAACUGUACCGAAAUCAUUCGCUUUAGCUAUAGUUUAGCUUUUUUAGAGGUAUUUUUGAUUCUUCGUUCAGUAAUUACUGUAUUAUCCUGCUUGUACACGUACGUUUGUUUUUUUUUCAAUGUUGCGUUAUCAAUAUGGUAUUUGAUUGGUUCCUUUUUCUGUAUGUAUUUUGAAAUUUUCGUUACGAUGAGAAUUUAGACUUUAUUUUCAUUUAGCCAGUUUUUUGUUUUUGCAUUUUUAUCGCAUCUAAUGACAGAUUCGUGCGUUUAUUUGAUAAGAUAUUUUGGUUUUUGUUUUUUUAUUUUGUUUUUUCGAUACCUAUACGUUUACCUUUAGUUUAUAAUAAUUUACGAAUAGAUUUUAUUUAAGAGUCGAUUAUAGGCUGUGGUGGAA
Molecule: messenger RNA, 3781 nt
Organism: Planococcus citri (citrus mealybug)
Lineage: Eukaryota; Metazoa; Arthropoda; Insecta; Hemiptera; Pseudococcidae
Product: RNA-binding protein lark-like
Exons: 10
Coding region: 300-1436 (378 amino acids)
Cellular component (GO): nucleus
Molecular function (GO): zinc ion binding; mRNA binding
Source: RefSeq, a predicted model, not a curated record